AUGGUUUAUGAUACUUGGAGUUUAGAAACUCAAUUAAAAUAUAAACCUUCAUCAAUGAAUAACAGACAAGUUGUUUAUGAACACACUGAUACAAGUAAUUUUAAAAAGGUUUCAUUAAAUACGUAUCCAAAUCUUAGGAAAUUUAGAUCAACAAAUCCAUCCUCACAAGUAGGAGGAAUCACUUCUGGGCUAAGAACUCUGGUUAUUUCAUAUGGCUUAGUAGAUAUUCCUAAGCGUUAUAGAAUUUCAUGUACUAAAAAAGAGUGUGCUGUAAAGGAAAAACAUGCAACACCUGAAGAUACUUUAACUAAGAAACAAGUAACGGUGUUUGACAAAUUUCAAAGGAAUGUGUCUGAAAAAGAUACAUAUUCUUAUUUGAACCACAAACAAACUAAAGCUAAAGAACACUCACUAUUAGAACAAAUAUUUCAUGAAAUAGAUCAGUUCGGACUAGAUGCUGCUACAGCUGAUUCAUGGAAGAGAUAUACGGUUUCAUGUGCUGCAAGGCUAGGUUACAAAAAAGCUAUACGCAUGAUGGAAUCAUGGGGGUUGGACAAGUCUCAAAUAAUGUUGGACGAAUUUCAAGAGAAUAUGCCUGAAAAAGAUGCAGAUUCUUAUUUGAAUCACAAACAAACUAAAGAUAAAGAACACUCACUAUUAGAACAAAUCUUUUAUGAAAUAGAUCAGUUUGGACUGGGUACUGCUACAGCUGAUUCACGGAAGAGAUAUACGGUUUCAUGUGCUGCCAGGUUAGGUUAUAAAAAAGCUAUAUGCAUGAUGGAAUCAUGGGAGUUGAACAGAUCCCAAGGAGUUGUGCCCAACAAAGGGAGUGUUACAUAUAUUAGACCAAGAACAAUCCCAAAACAAAAUAUUAGAAGCGUAGAAGAAAAUAUUAGUAAGACAAGAACUCAUUUGAUAGACGGAUACCAACUUUCUAUACCGAAGAAAGAAGAAGUCACACAUGAUAAGUUGGACAAAAUUCCAGAACAAAAUAUUAGAAAUAAAGAAGAGUGUUUUGCUAAGGUGAGGGCUCCUAUGCUAGAGGAAUAUCAACUUUUUAUACCCAAAAAGGAGGAAGUCAUACAUGCCAAGAAGGAACAAAUCCCAAAACAAAAUAAGAAGGAGGAAGUUGCACAUACUAAGAACGAACAAAUCUCAAAACAAGACAGGAAAAAGGAAGUUACACACAGUAGACAGGAACAUAUCCAAAAAAAAAACAAGAAGGAAGAUGUUUCACCUGUCAAGAAAGAACACAUCUCAAAACAAACCGAGAAAGAAGAUGUUUCAAAUGUUAAAAAGAAACAUAUCCCAAAACAAAACAAGAAAAAGGAAGCUACACACAGUAAACAAAAACAAAUCUCAAGACAAAAUAUUAGAAAUGCAAGAGAACAUUUUACUCAGGCAAUGAAUCUCAUGAUACAAAGAUAUCAACUUCCUGUACCCGAGAAAGAAGAAAGCGCACAUGUUGAAUUAGACAAAAUUCCAGAACAAAAUAUUAGAAAUGCAAAAGAACAUUUUGCUAAGGCAAUGGAUCUCAUGAAAGAAAGAUAUCAACUUUCUGUACCCAAGAAAAAGGAAGUUACACAUGCCAAGAAGGAACAAAUUCCAGAACAAAAUAUUAGAAAUGCAAAAGAACAUUUUGCUAAGGCAAUGGAUCUCAUGAAAGAAAGAUAUCAACUUUCUGUACCCAAGAAAAAGGAAGUUACACAUGCCAAGAAGGAACAAAUUCCAGAACAAAAUAUUAGAAAUGCAAAUGAACAUUUUACUCAGGCAAUGAAUCUCAUGACACAAAGAUAUCAACUUUCUAUACCCAAGAAAGAGGAAAGCACAUAUGUCGAAUUAGACAAAAUUCCAGAACAAAAUAUUAGAAAUGCAAAAGAACAUUUUGCUAAUGCAAUGGAUCUCAUGAAAGAAAGAUAUCAACUUUCUGUACCUAAGAAGCAGGAAGUUUCCUGUGUCAAAAAAGAAUGUUCCACAAUGCUACAAACCAAUAAUAACACAAUAAUUCUUAAAUCAUCUAGAAAGAAACAGAAAGGUGAACAAGGUCCAAAGCUAGGAUGUAGUACAGGAAAAGAUUAUGUAUCAAAAAAAAAAACAAUUGUAAAAGAAGAAUCACUGUUAAAGGAAGAUUAUAUUCUUAAGCAAAAACAAACUACUAAAAAACAACAAAUAAAGAAGAAAGUUACCUUUAAGCCUAUUUCCCCCGAAGCCUCAAAGUCUUUGAUAAUCAUUGGUGAGUCCAAGAAGGAAUUAUUUGAUGAGAAAAAACGGGACAUCAUCAUAUCAAGAGAUAAACACAUUGAAGAGAAACAUAAGACCAUAGACACAGAAGAAAAACAAAAAGUAGACAUCAGACAAAAAUCUCCUGUACCAGCAAAAAAAAUUGUGUCUCAUUCCAAAAAUAUAACUCCAGUGGACUCAACACCUGCUGUUGUUAUCGCUAAUACAAAACCAGCCACUUCUACUGAAAAGGAAGAUAUUACAAAGAAAUCCUCCGUACCAACAAAAGAAAUCAUUUCUAAUUUUAAAAUCAUUGCUCCAGUGAACAUAAUACCCCCUGUUGUUAUCACUAAGACAGAACCAAUCUCCCUUACUGAAAAGGAAGAUACCACAAAUAAAUCAUCAGUUCCAACACAAGAAAUUGUAUCUAAUUUCAAAAAUACAACUUCAGUAAAUUCAACACCUGCUGUUGUUGUCACCAAGACAGAGCCUGCUUCUUCUGCUAAACAAAAAAAUAUCCGUACACAAAAACACAAAAGUGAUGUAGAAAAAAAUAAAUUACUCUUCUCAAAAAAAGAAGAAGAUGUUACAAAUCAAUCUGCAAUACCAACAAAGGAAAUAAUUUCUAAUUUUAAAAUCAUAAACCCUGUAAAUAUAAUACCCCCUACUGUUAUCACUAAGACAGAAGCAGUCUCUUCUACUGAAAAGGAGGAUACCACAAAAAAAUCAUCAGUUCCAACACAAGAAAUCGUGUCUCAUUCCAAAAAUAUAACUCCAAUGGACUCAAUACCUACUGUUGUUGUUACUAAAACAGGACCUGCUUCCUCUGCUAAACAAAAUAAUAUUGUUACACAGAAACCCAAGAGUGGUAUAGAAAAAAUUAAAUUACUCUUCGCAAAAAAAGAAGAAGAUACCACAAAGAAAUCAUCAAUACCAGCAAAAGAAAUUGUUUCUAAUUUUAAGACCAUAACUCCUGUGAAUAUAAUACCCCCUACUGUUACCACUAAGACAGAAUCUGUUUCCUUUAAUGAAACAAAAAAUGUUCCUAAACCAAAUAAUCAAAGUGGUUUACAAAAAUUUACAUCUUUCUUUAAAUUUCAUAAGAAAGAUCCAUCAGAAUUAUCAAGUUCACAACCACAUAGCUGUAUAGUAAAGGAACAAAAAGCACCAAAAGAAGUGCAAAAAUCACAGAAAAUACCAGAACUAUGUCCUGACAUGGUAGAUGAUGUCAGGAAAAAGUUCUAUGAGGUCUAUCCAAGCCAAAAAGAUCCGUCGGAGACAAGGCAGCAUUAUCCUGAUAAACCAUUAGCACCGGGGCUCAGAGAACUAAUCAACAGCAAAAUUACUAAUGAACCCUAUCGAUAUUUAGAUAGGGGGACUAAUAAAGUCGAAAUCUUUGACCCUUACUACGUCCCAAUCGAUGAUUCUAUGUAUGAUUCAUCAUUGUUUGAUGAUACCGAGUACAUCCUCGAAACCGUCCUUGCCAAAAUGGUAAAACGGGAUGGAUGGAAAGGUAGAAUGGAGAAUUUUAAGUCAUCGUGUGAAUAUAUGUCAUUUGCGACAGAUUGCAUUGUCUUAGACAGCACUGUCCUAAAUGGGAUACGAAAUGGUAGUAAUUAUGUCGGUUCAGCCAUAUCCAAACUUUGGAAAAAAGACACUAAAGAUUCCUAA
Arxiozyma heterogenica is the source of this 3891-nucleotide messenger RNA. RefSeq lists its product as uncharacterized. The coding region runs from base 1 to 3891 and encodes 1296 amino acids. NCBI's taxonomy places the organism in Eukaryota, Fungi, Ascomycota, Saccharomycetes, Saccharomycetales, Saccharomycetaceae. The transcript has a single exon. The record is from RefSeq and is a predicted model, not a curated record.